GCAAUAAAUGCUUGGGAAGAAAAAGCCCUGCCUGCACACGUUACUCACUGAUUGAGUGUCCUCUGGAGCUUGCAGAACACCUUUGAACUUUACUAUCAGAAUUCAAUGCUGCAGUGCAUGAAUGAGAACGUAACAGUGGUCACCACUGCAGUCCUGUUGGAAAAUCCCUUGCCUCUGAAGGAUAUAAAAUGAGGGCCCAUCUCCAAGACGGGGCAAGUCCUUCUGGCUCCGGCACCCCCGACCAUCAGUGGAAACUCACUCAGUGCUUCCCAGCAGCGCGUCAUGUACUCUAAAUCCAAUCUCCGUCUGCUCGCCGCCGUGAUGCUGGCAGCAGCCCUGCCGCUCUGCGUCCCCGGAGCUCCGCUGAAAGACCCCUCCACCGACCCCACUCCGGCUGAGAGCUCAGGUGAGGAAGAUGAGGAGGAGGGGAUCGUGAAGACUUGGAGAACAGUCAUUUCAUUCGCAGAACGCCACAAGAAGGAGUUUGAGGAUGAAUUCCAGGGCAAUGCUGAGUUCCACUCCUUGGUAAACAACUCAUUCCCAGUAUUCCCAAAGACUUUCUUAAGCAAGGAGGCCUGUUUCCAGAGGCUGGUCCAGGGUCUGCUGAAGUACACGGUUCUCCUGAAGCAUGUUGACAAGGAAUACCACAACAGCUCCAUCGUAACUGGAGUCAAUGAGGCCAUCCCUCGUCUGAUCAAACAGAUCAUAGCAAAUAUAGGCAAUGGUGACCGUGUUGUGGCUCUGACCAGCAGCCAGGAGCAGCAGCUGCUUAAAGAGCUCGACAGCCCAGACGAUUACGAGAGAAAGAUGACGGCGCACAGAAUCCUUUACUCGAUGCGCAAUUUUAUUAUUGAUAGCAGAAGAUCAUUUCGUACAUUCUGUACUAAUAGGACAUAAAUUAGUAAUCUCUAAGAGAUGAAAGCAGCUUUUUUCUAGGAAGGAAUAGCUCAGGUACAUUAGGUGCUUCUUACUUUUCUCAGGGGUAUGCAGGAGUGCAGUGAAAAACAGCACAUAUUUGGAUCAAAUAAUGUAAGCCUGUGGGCUAUAGUUAUCCAUAUAUGAAGAACAUAUUUAAUAUAUUUAUAUUAAGUAAAACUAUUUAUUAGAGAAGUAAUAUUGAAUACAUUAAUGUCUAGUGACUUCAUGUUAAAUUCCUUUAUUGUGACAGCAGAUAGCAAAUAAUUUUUUUAUACACAUAUUUAUGCAAACUCCAUUUUAUGUAAGACUUUCCCAAUUUUUGUUGAAAUAUUUUUUUACAUGCAGAAAUAAAGAAUUUUGUAUUUAUAAA
Molecule: messenger RNA, 1288 nt
Organism: Girardinichthys multiradiatus
Lineage: Eukaryota; Metazoa; Chordata; Actinopteri; Cyprinodontiformes; Goodeidae
Product: interleukin-6-like
Exons: 6
Coding region: 283-897 (204 amino acids)
Biological process (GO): myeloid cell development; T-helper 17 cell lineage commitment; neutrophil differentiation
Cellular component (GO): extracellular region
Molecular function (GO): cytokine activity; interleukin-6 receptor binding
Source: RefSeq, a predicted model, not a curated record